GCGGUCGUUUUCUGUGCACGAGUCGCCAAGACUGUCAGACACGGAGCAACUCUGCCAUCAGCGAGGCUCGUCUUGGUUAGCUUCUCGCAACGCCUGCGACGUCGCAGCGGCACUUUUGGGACUUUCGGGGAGAGUCGGAUCGUGAAGAGUCACAACCACCGCGAGAUUCCGGGGGACGAACCCCCACGACGACUCUGUUUCGUUGUAUAUAUUGCAGCAUUCUUUUCAGUGUUCUGACCCUCGAAACACCAAACAUCCCGCUCAAGACAUCUGUUGUGUAUUAUUCUCCUCCGAUACUCCUCAAGAUGGCCAUCUUCUCCAGCCCCGUCGAUGGCGCCAGCCUCUUCUACCGCUACUAUGUCCCCUCCUCUACCCCACAUAGACCCGGCGCCUCCCUCGACCGCCAACCGCUGACCCUGGUCUUCUUGCAUGGCUGGCCCAUGUCGUCGCGCAUGUACGACCAGCUGAUCGUGCCCCUCGUCGAGACGCACCGCUUCCCCGUCAUCGCCCCGGACCGCCGCGGCUUCGGCGACAGCCACUGGAGCACCCCGACGACGGGCGAGGUGACCUUCGACACCUUCGUCAAGGACGUCGUCGGCCUGCUCGAGCACCUGCUCGGCAGCAACCCGACGCCCUUCGUCUUUGUCGGCGCCAGCAUGGGCGGCACCGAGUCCGUGCUGGCCCGCAAGGCCAGCCCGCUCCUGAGGGCGAACUGCAAGGGCUUCGUGUGGAUCGGGCCCAACAUGCCGUACUCGAUGGCGUGCGACGAGUGCCCCGCCGCCCCGGCCCCGGCCGUCUGGGACUCGCUGAUCCAGAGCUUCCGCGGCGCCGGCGGCAAGAACUUCAUCGCCGAGGCCAUCCCGGGCGUCUUCCGCGUCGACCUGGGGAACCACGUGGGCGAGCGCACCCUGCAGUUCUAUGAGCGGCUCGUGUGCCAGGCGGACCCCGUCGCGCUGGAGCGGACGGCUGUCAUCCUCAGCAAGCCCAUGGCUGCGGAGCUCAGGGAACUGGCUGCCGAGGACGAGCGCGACAGGGUGCCCGUGUUGAUCCUCCACGGCGACUCGGACUCGGGCAUGCCGCUGGAGACGAGUUCCGCGCUGAUCCACGAGAUUCUGCCGUGGUCCCAGCUCAAGGUCUACAAGAACGCGGGACAUGGACUUUACUUGACUCACGACCUGCAGGUACUGGAUGACAUACUUGCCUUCCUCGAACCCAUCGUUGCCAGCCAACGAAAAUAGGGGAGUGAAUAUUGAAUUGAAUUGAGAUAACGGCAUGAAUGUAACAUAGUGUAACGCAGAAGACGUCACUGCUCGGUCAAGGAGAUGGGAGGACAGAGGGAUUGGUUGGGGGCCACGAGUGUCGAGAAGCUCCGCUCACGUUGUAUUGCAGGCAAACCAACAAACCUGCGCGAGUCAAUAGAAGAGAUGAAUGAAACGCUCCAGUUCCCCCCCUCAUGAGCGAAUGCUCCUCGUUCUCCUGAUUUGUGGAUAUACGGCAGUGCGAGAGAAAAGGAACUUUGCCAGGUUUAUGUACGCGUAAACAACAAAUGAUCGCCAUCGAAA
Messenger RNA from Thermothielavioides terrestris NRRL 8126, 1562 nucleotides. RefSeq lists its product as uncharacterized. The record is from RefSeq and is a predicted model, not a curated record. Bases 306 to 1238 code for a protein of 310 amino acids. The transcript has 2 exons. Lineage: Eukaryota; Fungi; Ascomycota; Sordariomycetes; Sordariales; Chaetomiaceae.